This is a messenger RNA of Sorghum bicolor (sorghum), 1716 nucleotides long. RefSeq names its product F-box/LRR-repeat protein At4g14096. The record is from RefSeq and is a predicted model, not a curated record. Gene Ontology annotation, molecular function: protein binding. The coding region runs from base 1 to 1572 and encodes 523 amino acids. NCBI's taxonomy places the organism in Eukaryota, Viridiplantae, Streptophyta, Magnoliopsida, Poales, Poaceae. The transcript has a single exon.
AUGAUGGACAGGUCCCACGCAGCCUCGUCCUCCGGCGGCGCACUGACCAGGAAAGCAAAAAUCGAGUCUUCCGGCGGCGGCGAUCGCCUGAGCAAGCUCACGGACCACGCGCUCGGCCACGUCCUCUCCUUCCUCCCGGCUGAGGAGGCGGCGCGCGCAGCGAUGCUGUCGUCGCGGUGGCGCCACGUUUUCGCCGCCGUGCACACAGUCUCCCUCGUGGAGCCAGAGGGUCCGAUCCGCAGCUACGACGACGACAACGUCUGCCACACCCCGGAGUUUCAACCUUCCGCGGACCCCAACGCGCCGCCGAGCUACAACAGCAUCGUCAGCGCCGCGAUCAUGGCCCGCCAACGACGACGCGGCGCGGUGCCCCUGCGAGCCCUCCGAGUCGCCGUGGAAAGCUACCGCAGCCGCGAUUCCUUGACGGUGGACCAGUGGGUCUCGUACGCCGUGCAGCAGGGCGCCGCCGCCGAGGAGGGCCUCGACCUCGAUCUCCACCUCCAGUGCCGCUCCUCAACCUGCGAGAAAUCUCCCGACUGGUGGUCGCGGCGGAGUAUGGAGGAGUACUUAGCGACGUGGGUGAUCUUCUCCUGCGCGCACCUGCGGUCGCUCUCCCUCAGCUGCUGCCAGCUCUCCCCGCCCAGCACCGUCACCCUGCCGUCCCUGGUGACCCUGCUGCUGUCCCGCGUCUCUGACCCCGGGAGCGAAGUGGAGCGGCUCGUCGCCGGCUGCCCGCGCCUCGCCGACCUGACGCUCGAGGCCUGCAGGGCGGUGACGGCGCUCUCCAUCGUCGGCGGCGCCCGCCUUCGCAGGCUGGCCCUCCGCUGCUGCCACAACCUGACGGCCGUCGCCGUCGACUCGUCGGAGCUACAAGCGUUCGAGUACAGGGGCGCCAUGCCCGACAGCUCGUUCCUGACCAUGCACGGCGGCUCAACGAGGAUCGCGUACUGCAAAUUCGACAUUUGCGGUGGAGAGUCGAUGAUGAACCUGUGGCAGCUUAUGCAACUGUUUGUAAACGCCAAGCACCUGCACCUCGAGUCCUCUCACCUCAGCUCAGGCAUCAACUGGGGCGUGCCUAUAGGGUUCCCAUCCUUCUGGAGCCUCCUCCACCUCGAGAUGAGGGGAUGCCUUCCCGACGACGACACCGGCGGCGCCGCCAUCGCCGCGGUGAGCACGGUCCUCGAGCUCGCCCCGAACCUGGAGACGCUGUCGCUAGCUUUCCAUGCCCAGGAACACGACUCUGGCGGCCGCCCCGACUACAUGUACUUGAGCGAGGAGGUGGCACUGGAGGCGCACCAUCUCAGCUACAAUCCGCACUCGGCUCUCGCAACGCCGCCGACGAGCGCCGCCAUGAUCCCUUGCUUGAGGAACAAAGUGAGGGAGAUGAACCUGGUGCAUUACCAGGGCGGCACCGCGCAGAGGGUGCUGGCCAAGUUCCUGCUCUCCAACGCGCCGGUGAUCGACAGGCUUUGGUGCGAGUUCGCCGAGGGGCCCAUGUGGACGCAGACUCAGCUGAUGCGCGAGAUGAAGGGCUGGUUGAUAAACAAGUCGGCCGAAACCCACUUCGCUUGAACUUGAAUUCAUGCGAGAGCUGUCUUCUCCAUCUUCUUGUGUGUGGUUUGAGCUCUUUUAGCUUUUCAGUUUUUAUUUAGCUUCAUGCGUGAGCAACAAAUCCGAUGAUGCAUCUUUCUGUUGACCAUUAACGCUUACAGAGCA